UCAACUAUCUGGUAAUCGUAAAAAUAGAGUCAAUCGAAAGCUAAACGGACGGUGGCGGAGCUAAAUUCAGUGUUUUCUUUUUGUACAGUUUAAUCGGGACAGAACAGAACGACGACUUUCAACGAUUCAACGAAUCGUAUUCCAUCUCUGAGUUGGGUUCUCCUUUUCAAUCGCGUAAUUUCUACUCUCAUAUCCAAUUUAGGGUUUCAUUUUGGUUUGGGAUUGGGGAAAACAGGAGUUAUGCGGAUGCUUAAAUGGUCGAGCUUGGGUUUCGAUUGAUUAUCAUGUGGAGGAGUUCCGUUCCUCGAAUUUCUAGUCUUCAAUUGCUAUCUGCGAUGAAAUUGUUUAUGGGUCGCCAAUUUCUUUCUCUGUCUGCAUUUGAUGUGGCUUCCGAGGCCUUCUCUGAACACCUUUCUCGUUUGAUCGUCGUUAUCUGACUAUCUGCUGUUUGCGUUCUGGAUUUUAUCGCCUUCUCUUUUUCUCGAUUUCUGUUUCUUUUUCUUCGUCUUUCUGAUUUACGAUGAGUUGCGGUUCGGAUUUGAUGUCUGGGAACUCCGAGGCUGAUGAUCGUGAGAUUGUAGAGAAGGAUCCAACAGGACGAUACAUUCGGUACGAUGAGAUUUUGGGUAAAGGGGCAUUCAAGACAGUAUACAGAGCAUUCGACGAAGUCGGUGGAAUCGAAGUUGCUUGGAGCCAAGUUGACAUUGAAGAUGUUUUGCAGUCACCAGAACAGCUUCAGAGAUUAUAUUCUGAGGUUCAUCUGCUGAAGUCUCUGAAACAUGAAAAUAUAAUCAAAUUCUAUUGCUAUUGGGUUGAUGAUAAGAACAAGACUAUCAACAUGAUUACAGAAUUGUUCACUUCUGGGAGUUUGAGGCAAUAUCGAAGGAAGCAUAGGAAAGUUGACUUGAAAGCCUUCAAGAAUUGGGCGAGGCAGAUACUGCGAGGCUUGACGUAUUUACAUGGUCACAACCCUCCAAUUAUUCAUAGGGAUUUGAAAUGUGAUAAUAUAUUUGUCAAUGGAAAUACGGGAGAUGUUAAAAUUGGAGAUCUCGGUUUGGCGAUUGUCAUGCAGCAGCCUACUGCUCGAAGUGUUAUUGGCACUCCAGAGUUCAUGGCUCCAGAACUUUAUGAUGAGGAGUAUAAUGAGCUUGUUGAUAUCUAUUCUUUUGGCAUGUGCAUGUUGGAAAUUGUGACUUGUGAAUACCCAUAUAGUGAGUGCAAAAAUUCUGCCCAAAUAUUCAAGAAGGUUACUUCGGGUAUAAAGCCUGCUUCCCUCGAAAAAGUGCUGGAUCCCCAAGUUAAGCAGUUCAUAGAGAAGUGUCUGGUUCCAGCAUCCAUGAGACUACCUGCAAGUGAACUCUUGAAAGAUCCCUUCCUUGCAACUGAAAGUCCCAAGGAGCAUAGUUUUGAACCUUUAAGGUUAUCGAAUGAGCCGUUCAAAUCUGAAAAUCCUCCUGUGCUAGCUUCUCAUUCAAUGGACACAGACCAUAACUGCAGCAAAUUCUCAGGCUCAGUGGUCUCAUCUGUCAAAAGCGAUAACGACAUUUCUCAGUUUUCAACUCUCGAACUUCAGAGGCUCACCGAGACUAAUGAAUUGACGCUAAAAGGGGACAUGACUGAUCAUAAUACAAUUUCGUUCCAUUUGCGCAUUGCUGAACUAAGCGGUAAAUCGAAGAAUAUCCAUUUUGCCUUCUAUCUCGACUCUGAUACUUCAUUGGCUAUUGUUUUGGAGAUGGUUGAACAACUCGAACUGUCAAAUGAAGACGCGACUGUCAUAGCGAAAUUAAUCGAUGAAUUAAUUGCCAAGUUUGUUCCCGACUCGAAACCAUGUCCAAACUAUUAUCACGGACAAAACACUACACACAGUUCUUCUGAAAGUGAAACUCAAGAGGACAAGACCUUCAUUCCUCCUUUCUUCUCUGAGAUGGUACUAUCAUCUCCCAUGGUGGCUGGUGCAGGGAACAACCCGACGCAUUUCACCAAGGUGGAAGAUCAAGAAAACCUACAGUCGAUCAUUUCGUGUGCAUCGCUCGACUUCAAUCACUCAACUAUCUCAGAUUACAGCACAGGAAAAGGAACAAUGGAUUUCGAUGCUGUUGGAUCUAUUUCGACGAUGAUCGAUUUCGCAAACCCAUCUCUAAUCUCCUCCUGCUCAGGAAUGUCGAAAGAAAUGAGUUCGUCGAACUUUUCGAGCCUUUCUCUGGAAGAAAGAGAUCACCAAGAUGAACUGAAGAUGGAGAUUGAUGCCAUUGACUUACAGUACCAUCAGUGCCUUUGUGAACUGUCAAGAAUGAGAGAGGAAGCAAUAGAAAGUGCGAAGAAGAGGUGGAUGUCAAAGAAGAAAGCUCCUGCUUUUUGAAGCCUUCCUUUUUCCUUUGGAUUUGCAAAUUCUCUUUCUUUCUUGGCAAACUCUUGCUUGCAGAAUGGUAACUUUUCUUUUCAUUUUUUGUUUCUAAACUACUGACUGACUGCUAUUCUUUGCA
This is a messenger RNA of Cucurbita moschata (crookneck pumpkin), 2483 nucleotides long. Its product is annotated as serine/threonine-protein kinase WNK8-like. Gene Ontology annotation, molecular function: ATP binding; protein serine/threonine kinase activity. Gene Ontology annotation, biological process: protein phosphorylation; intracellular signal transduction. Lineage: Eukaryota; Viridiplantae; Streptophyta; Magnoliopsida; Cucurbitales; Cucurbitaceae. The transcript has 7 exons. Gene Ontology annotation, cellular component: cytoplasm. The coding region runs from base 521 to 2359 and encodes 612 amino acids. The record is from RefSeq and is a predicted model, not a curated record.